Messenger RNA from Hyaloscypha bicolor E, 420 nucleotides. RefSeq lists its product as uncharacterized. The record is from RefSeq and is a predicted model, not a curated record. The coding region runs from base 1 to 420 and encodes 139 amino acids. The transcript has 2 exons. Lineage: Eukaryota; Fungi; Ascomycota; Leotiomycetes; Helotiales; Hyaloscyphaceae.
AUGAACGCGACUCCGACAGCGGCCGCUCCAACGAUACCGUGGCUUCGAACAUUGACCGAAUUGAGAGCACCAGCAUUGGCGAUUGGAGAAGGCGCUGCGAAGCCGAAGGAACUUGAUGGCCUUGUCGGGCAAGAAGAGCUGGACGAGCUGGACGACUCGGUAGAAGUUACGGUUCUAGAAGCGGCGAGGCUAGUGGAGAUCGAGCUGCCAUGGCUAGAAACGCUGACUGCUGAGGUGGUUCAUUUGCUCACAACCCCCACUGUCCAAGAAACAAAAGAUCUCUCCAGUGUCAGGAGCAUACCACAGAGUCAACUGGCUGCGCAAUGUGCAACGGUCUCAGAAGAUACGCAGCCAAAGAGAUAUGUUCUGACAGUAGCAAGAACCGCGAAAGAGACUAAAGCCAGAAUGAACGCAUUCUGA